This is a messenger RNA of Salvia hispanica, 1279 nucleotides long. RefSeq names its product chitinase CLP-like. The record is from RefSeq and is a predicted model, not a curated record. Gene Ontology annotation, molecular function: aspartic-type endopeptidase activity. NCBI's taxonomy places the organism in Eukaryota, Viridiplantae, Streptophyta, Magnoliopsida, Lamiales, Lamiaceae. Gene Ontology annotation, biological process: proteolysis.
ACACAUUUUCAUUCGGCUUCCACUUAUCCAUUGAACAACAUCAUAAACAAUCAACUCAUGUUAACCAUGAACAUGAUAAAUCUUUUCCUUUUCUCCCUACUCUCAAUCACCUCAGCUCAACCCCUCCCUACAUUACUCACACCCCUCAACAAGGACCCCAUCACCUCUCUCUACACCAUACUCCUCAACUCCAUCGACCCUUACGUCAUCGACAUCGCAGCUCCCUUCUCAUGGCGCCGCUGCCCCUCUGGCCCCCACCCCACAGUGGCUUGCUUCACCGCGGAAUGCACCCAAGCUCAAUACCUACCCUCACCAUGCCCCUUGCCUCCAGCCUCAUCAACAACCCCAUGCAAAUGUAUGGUAACCCCUAGAAACCCCAUAACCCAAUCUUGUGCAUUUGCUCACCUCACUUACACCAACAUAACUGAUCAUGGGGCCCAUAUUUUCUUGAAAGAUAUAUUCCUAUCAUGUGCUCCAAAGCCCCUCUUUGAGUCUCUCCCCAAAGGAGUAGUAGGCCUAGCAAGCCUCUCUCUCGCCCCGCUUUCUCUCCAAAACCAAUUCUCCGACCGGCUUCCUCAGCUUACCCGAACAUUCGCAAUGUGUUUGCCGAGCACGAGUUCAAGAAAUGGGGCUAUUUAUUUCGGCAAUGCAACUACUCACAGUCUCUUAUCGUACACCCCGCUUCUCACCAACCCUAAAACUGCGGAUUACGCAGUUGGGAUCAAGGGUUUAUCGGUAGGUAAACACUCAGUUAUUGCGAUGUCUCCAUUUGAAGGGAUUAGGCUAAGCACGGUUGUGCUUUACACUACUCUAGCGGCCGAUGUUUAUGCGAGAUUUGUGGAGCGUUUUGAAGAGGGGAUGAAGGGUGUGCCUAAGAUGAAGAGUGUGCCGCCAUUUACGACGUGUUACAAAGCUAGUGCGGUCGGUUUUGGCCGUGUGCCGCGGAUUGAUUUGGAAUUUGAUGGUGGCAAGAAUUGGACGAUUUUUGGGGCGAAUUCGAUGAAGCGAGUCGGUGGAGAUACGGCAUGUCUUGCGUUCUUGAAUGGCGGAGAGAAGGCGGCGCUCAAGAUCGUGAUCGGGGCGUUUCAGAUGGAGGAUUAUUUGUUGGUGUUUGAUAGUGAACGAUCGAGGUUUGGGUUUAGUUCCUCUUUGUUGUCCGAGGGGAUGUCAUGUAGCAACUUUAACUUUACUACUUAGGUUGAUUUGUUUGAUUUCAAAUCAAUGAAAAGAUUGAGGGAAGUCUCAAUAGAUAAAUAAAAACUAAGUUCAUGAUUUAUCA